Scylla paramamosain (green mud crab) is the source of this 2286-nucleotide messenger RNA. Its product is annotated as U-scoloptoxin(11)-Sm5a-like. The transcript is spliced from 5 exons. NCBI's taxonomy places the organism in Eukaryota, Metazoa, Arthropoda, Malacostraca, Decapoda, Portunidae. The coding region runs from base 624 to 1274 and encodes 216 amino acids. The record is from RefSeq and is a predicted model, not a curated record.
CCACCCACGACCUGGCAACUUAGGGGCUUGGCGCGGAACAGACGUUCCCAGCUACCCAAUGGCAGCAGCAACAUGGCACACCCUGCAGUAAGAGGCAAGGCCACACCAUUAAGAGCAACAACAGUCAUGGCCUUCAUGCUGCUGAUCCUUGUGACUGUGACAGCCUCCAGUGAGACAAACUCCAACCCCAGUGAUGUCCUACGACACCUGGUUAAGGGAACCUAUCUCCUCUAUACGAAUGGGGUACAGUCUAGUGUUUAGCAUAAUACUGUCUUCAUCACCUUAACAUUACUAAAGCAUCCAUCAGCAAAAUAGCACUUCAGUGUUCCACAGCAUAUAAUUUCAGUGUUCUAUAGAGGAGUAAGUUCAACUGUUUGAAGUUAGGGAAGCUAGGGUGUAUCUCCAAAGCACUAAUGAAAGUUAGGAGGGUGCUAUACAUUAAGGUAAAGAAUGAUAAUGGCUUGUUCACCAUAAAAGUCAUGAAAAGUGUGACAAAGCUGUUGAGAAAUCCCUAAUAAGGUGGAUUUGGAAGCACAUGAUGCUCUAUUAAAAAUUCUAAGGAAUAUAAUUACAUAAGGGGUAUAAAGCACAAGUAAAUUUAAUGAAAAUUUAGUCUUAACCAAAUGAAAAAAAAAACUCCAAGGAUUCAAGAUCUCAAGCAAAGACGAAGCGAGAGGGACCUGCCAGUGUGCGCCUCGGAGGCAGAGGCAUGCAAUCUGGCACACCGUCGCUACUGGCUCAUACCAAUCACAGAGCGGCUGUGUCGGUGCAAAGACCGCUCAGAAUGUCCACUACACUUCACAAAUCUUCAAGACCCCCUGGCUCAACAUGUCACUAACAGAGGCCAACUAAAGUUCUGUAGUUCAUCCAUAGAAAAAUUGUCCCAGUGCAAGGAAGGGGAAGUGGCACUAAGGAUGCAACUUGUUAGAAGACUAAACGCACCACCAUAUUCCAGCAGCACUCCCUCUGAGAUCAUUGAUCCACACACCACCCUCCUGUGCCGCUGUCCAUGGCCUUAUGCUUGGAGCCUUACCAAUGCCACCGCCAGUGCUACUAGCAGUGAACACACCUAUCUCUACACGUGUCAUGAGCUCCCAAUGUGUAGAAGAGGUGAUAAGUGUGGCUACAUCAGGGAAGAUACUCUGGAGACCUACUACACCUGCUCUUGUCCUGAGCAACAGCUAUGUAUGUUCAGAGGACCCCAGUCUACUGUUACCACCUCCCAACUUCAUUACUAUGGAAAAGCCUACAUUGGCCGCUGCACACCUCGCUAAUGUGUCCUCAUUUUUCUUUCAGCAGUAAAAAAAAUAUUAAAAAAAAAAAAAAAAAACAUCUCAUGACAAAAGAAAACAGAAUAGGUACACCAUACACCACAUUGCUUAAGGUAGAUUCACACCAGCUGCAAUGCUACACUAGAUAUGGAAUACCAUAGGCCAACGCUGGCAAUGCUUGCAACAUUGAGUAUUCACACUGUGAGUGGUGAUAUGCUAUGCUAUGCACCUUCUCUUUCAAGGAGAGGAGUGCAAUGAUAUGUGACAGUUUGCCCUUGUUGCCCAGGGUGACUCAUAAGUUACUCUGGAUGCACAGGCAUCAGCCAAACUGUUUGAAAAAAUCACUAGGCCAUCAACAGGCAAGAUACAUGAGCAAUAAUCACACACACCCUUAUCUGGAAAGCACUAUAGUAAUUGGAAGACUUGUGGUUUUGCAUCAUGUGCACUCCAUAUUGAGUACAGCAUCACAGCCAAUGUGAACCCGCCUUUGUACUAUAAUUCACACGGAACCUUAAUGUGUUCAACUGUUCAUGCUACUGGAUUUCUUUUUUUACUCUGAAAAGAUACAAACUUUGUGGAAAUAAAUACUUCAAAAGGCAAAUUAAUGUAUAUCUACAAUCUCACUUAUAAAAAAUGUUGUCCCACAGACCAGCUGGUGAAUGAGCUUUGUUAAUCAAGCUUGUGGAAGGCAGUGCUUCUCACCACUAAUGUUUGCUUAUGAUCAAAUGAUUGAAUGAUUUUAGUUUGAUGGACAUUCUUUAUACUUUAAAAACCUUUGUCUUCUCUCAUAGUUUUCAAAAUCUAAAUCAAUCAAACAAAAUGGAAAUGGAUGAAAAUAAUGUAGUCAUCACAAAAGGAAGUACUUCAGUGCCUCUCAAAAAGGAUUACCAAAACUUCUUACAUUAUAGGAGGAAAUGCAUCAACAUAAAUUAAAUAAGAAUCAGCACUAUGUAGUAGCUUUUUUGUUUGUUUUUUUCCCUAUAUUUUCACAAUAAACCAUUCCCUCAAAAAGAAA